Messenger RNA from Syngnathoides biaculeatus (alligator pipefish), 1521 nucleotides. RefSeq names its product basic helix-loop-helix family, member a15 (gene bhlha15). NCBI's taxonomy places the organism in Eukaryota, Metazoa, Chordata, Actinopteri, Syngnathiformes, Syngnathidae. The transcript is spliced from 3 exons. Bases 404 to 970 code for a protein of 188 amino acids. The record is from RefSeq and is a predicted model, not a curated record. Gene Ontology annotation, molecular function: protein dimerization activity.
GGGGGACACACACACUGCACGCCGCAGCACUACACAGCAGUCAAGUCGUUUACGCGCUAAGCUGCGACGUGAUGGAGUCCUCAUGCUGAGUCUCUGGAGGCUACGCAGAGGAAAUGAGCGCAGAGGAUCUACUUGACGGGAUAAGCGCCACCGUCGUCACAGUCGCCACAGUCGCCACAGAUUUCAACGGGUGGCGUGCAAACGGUGGAAUGUGUGCCCUGGUCCAAUCAAGGUUGGGAAAACUCUAGUCUACCGCAUGGGUGUGUGUGGGCGCGCGCACUCACCUGGGCUUCCAGCAGCCAUCCAGCGGUAACUCCCGAUACUCCAUCCCCUACGUCGACAGCUUUCCUGACAGGCCCGAGACCCCGUGACAACUUUGGAGAAUCUGCUUCAGAAAAGCAAGAUGAAGUCCAAGGGGAAAGCUGUGAAAUCCUCCAGAAGAACCUGGUCCGACCCAGAACCAGAACUUGAACCAGACACAGAAGCAGAACCGGGUUCCAGUGAACAGGAAGAUUCAGAGGCCUCUGUGAGGAUUGGUUGCUCCUGGAGAGGUUCCUUGAGGAGCAGGGAGGGCAAGCGGCAAGGAGCGGGGGGAGGUCGUCGGUGCCGGCAACACGGAUCCACCACAAAGGAGCGCAGCAUCCGGCGCCUGGAAAGCAAUGAGCGGGAACGCCAACGCAUGCACAAACUCAACAACGCCUUCCAAGCAUUACGCGAGGCUAUCCCGCACGUGAGGACGGACAAAAAGCUCUCCAAGAUUGAGACGCUGACACUGGCAAAGAACUACAUCAAGGCCUUGACCUCUAUUAUCCUGGACAUGUCGGGGGCCUGCCUCCCCGCUGGCGAGGUCCCCUCUGAGGCCAGCGCCGCCAAGCUGCUCCAAUGCUACCAGAAACAUCUGGAGGAGGAAGGUGAGGAGGGUCUCACCCAAUACCUUACCCAUAUGCACAGCUUAAGCCAACCAAGCUAACAGGCUAGAAGGCCGGUGGACUUUUGAGGGGGCCAAAAAAAAUAUAGUUCCUGCAGGUGCACUGCCAUGAGAUCCAGUCAGGAAGGAUGUGUUCUAUAGGAGCCCAGUUGACUUCAUACAGACGUGCUUGUUGAAUACAACAUGUGGGCUGCUCUUCAUAUUAAAAAAAAAGACACAAUGAAGGGUGAGCUUAAUUUGGACUGUCCUGUCUCUUUUUAACUUUUUUCUUUGGAAGUUGGGAAUGCUUCCUUUAUGUUUUUGUAACAGUGAAAAACUCAUGCCCUUUUGUUGAUUACACACAAAAAAAAGAAACCUGCUGCGCAUUUAGUCAGAACUGUUGAAUCCAGGAAGAGAACACGUGCAUUUAAAUGAAGUGUUUGCUCAUUUGCUCGUGAUGAUGAUGAUGAUCUCCCAUCCCCCUGAGAACACAACUGACUCGUCGGACUUGUCUGCAGAAAUGUUGAUUCAAGGGUUAGGUUAUUUGUAAUACCCCGAGGUAGAAUACUGUACUGAAGUUGAGCUAUCAAUAAAUGUGUAUUUAUUGACUGGUA